AUGAAAGAUGUUGGAAAUGUUCAAACUGAGCCUCUUUCGAUUCAAUUAGACAGGAUCCAGGAUGAUGAAAACAAGUGGGAUUGGGCCCCAAACCACGAUCCGCAGGGCGAUAGGAUUGUCCGGAUAGUUGGUUGGAUCGUUCUCAGUGGUAAAAUGUAUUCGGCGCUAUUCGGCGAGAGCGGAUCUGUGCAUUCGGUGAAUCGGAUUGAGUUGGACUUUCGAUGUGAGAUGGGAGUGGGAUGCUCAUUCCUGACUCUGCCUUCUUCUGGGACUUUGGCCUGCGGGGAUGAACGCGCGAGCCCGGCUGGAAGUGGGAGCCCGGCUGCCCGAGCAACUUGUUCUUUGCAAUAG
This is a messenger RNA of Puccinia graminis f. sp. tritici CRL 75-36-700-3, 351 nucleotides long. RefSeq lists its product as uncharacterized. The record is from RefSeq and is a predicted model, not a curated record. The transcript is spliced from 3 exons. Bases 1 to 351 code for a protein of 116 amino acids. NCBI's taxonomy places the organism in Eukaryota, Fungi, Basidiomycota, Pucciniomycetes, Pucciniales, Pucciniaceae.